UCAGGUUUUUCAGUGAAGGAAAAAGACACUGAAAAGUGGGAUAAAUUUCGAGAACUGAGUGGAGUAGCUUUAAGAGCUAUUCGUGAAAAUUUAUAUUCUUGGUGGAGAUCUAAUGGAACACCUUUGCCUGCUAUGCAAGAUACAAGAAUCGAGAAUUGGUUUAAUGCUGAACCUGAACAACUUGGUAUUUAUCAUUACCCCGAACUUUUAGAUUACCAUGAAAUUGGUCCAAUAAGGUCUGAUAAAUGGAUUCGACUAGAUUGUGCCAUUCGCGAACCAGACAAUGUGGAACCAUUUAUUAUCCCUGAAUCAUUGAAGCAUUUGCCAGGAAAAUUGAUUUACUUUUCAUUGGGUUCAUUAGGGUCAAUUCAAAUAGAUUUGAUGAAAAGUUUCAUUAAAAUCUUGUCAAAAAGUCCUCAUCGUUUCAUCGUCUCUAAAGGUCCUAAAGGAGAUCAGUUUGAAUUGGGAUCAAACAUGUGGGGUGAAAAUUAUGUCAAUCAAAUAGGUAUUCUUGAGGUUGUUGAUUUGGUCAUUACUCAUGGUGGGAACAAUACAUUUUUGGAAACAAUUUAUGCUGGAAAACCUUUGAUUGUGGUUCCUUUUUUCAUGGAUCAACCCGAUAAUGCUCAACGAGCAGUUGAUUGUGGAAUUGGUUCUCGAAUCAAUCUUUAUGAAAUUGAUGAAGUUAAAGUUUUAAACACUAUCGAAGAAACAUUAUCGAACCCAUCAUAUGCUGAGAAAAUUGCCAAAAUAUCUGCUUCUAUGAAGUCACCGAAAAACAAAGAGAAUGUUGUCCGAAAAAUAGAAAAUUUCAUUGAAAAUAAUCGAAAGUAACUUAAAACUGUUCGAAUAAAAUGAGUCAAAUUUUCAAUUAAA
Tetranychus urticae (two-spotted spider mite) is the source of this 876-nucleotide messenger RNA. Lineage: Eukaryota; Metazoa; Arthropoda; Arachnida; Trombidiformes; Tetranychidae. The record is from RefSeq and is a predicted model, not a curated record.